This is a messenger RNA of Brassica rapa (field mustard), 1161 nucleotides long. RefSeq lists its product as uncharacterized. The record is from RefSeq and is a predicted model, not a curated record. Lineage: Eukaryota; Viridiplantae; Streptophyta; Magnoliopsida; Brassicales; Brassicaceae.
AUGGACAACAUGUUCACCGAGCUGAAUACAAAGUAUGAUAUUGUGAGCAAUCGCAUAAAGAUGAUUGAUGUACAACUUGCUCAAACAGCUGAGAGUGUUAAAAGGCAGCAAGGUAUGCUUCAUGGAAAGAGUGCGAUGAAUCCUAGGGUUGAGAACUGUAAUGCAACAGAGCUGAGAUGUGAAAAAGCUGAGGAAAAAGAUCCAGAGCAACUGUCUGCUAAGACUGCUCUAGGCGCAGAAGAAAGAAUAGAGCAGCUUGCUAGCUCUGAAGUGACUGCUCCCGACGAACCUAUUGAGAUUUCACCAGUGCGAGUCUAUGUUCCUAAGGUUCCAUAUCCAAUUCCACCUAGACAUUUGAUGGAUCCCAUUAGUGCAGAACAACUGGCCGGGUUUAUGAAGAUGGUGAGAAGGCUUCCUCAAAAUAUCUCAUUUGAACAUGCUUGGGAGAUUCGACCAUUGCAUUUGUUCUUCAAAAACUGCAGAGAAUCUCGGGAGAAAAUCAAGGCACUCUUUACUGAAGCACUGACACCAUCGCUGAAGGUACUGCCUAAGGUUGAUGACCCUGGAAAUUUGUUUUUCCUUGUUCCAUUGCUGGAGUGGAAUUCAAGGAAGCUCUUUACGAGCUGGGCAUUGUUGAUGUGUGUAAACCUUGUCUCAAAAGCGAUUGUAGACGAGCUGGGCAUUGUUGAUGUUGAGCCUUCUCAGGUGAAGCUGGCUUUUACCAACUCUUCCAUGGCAGUCCCUUAUAAAACUAUUCACAAUCUUCCUGUCCAGGUUGGGGACUGCAUGCUCCAUACCGAAUUUCAGGUUGUUGAUAUGAGCAAAGAUCAUGAGAUGCCUUUGAUCUUUGGGAGGUCAUUUAUGGCUACAGUUGGAGCAAAUCGAGCAAUAAUCGACCUGCCUAAUAAGAGAGUCUCCUUCUCCAACAUCAUCAAGAAGGUUUUCUACAAGGCUGUCCCAAUCAGAUCACAAAUUCGAUAUGCCUCUUGCAUCUCAAUGGUUAAUGGAGAACAGUUGAAAAGUGUUCCUAAAGUGUUUGGAAAAAAGGCUGAGAUCAAAGAAGUCCUGGAUGGAGAUCCUCACACUGAUACAAAGAAACUCAGUGGAAAUGCAAAGGUGGAUGAAAAAGUCCACAAGAAAAGGCUCAAGGGUGCCCUAUGA